AGUUAAUAGUAGGCGUUCCAUGAGUUAAGAUAAGUGAAGAUAGCAGAAGUCGCAUGCCGAUAGAUACUGUCUUUUAUGUACCACACGCUCUGACGAGUAGUGUAAACACCUGCGUUGUAAAGAUGACUGCUGAUAUAUAGACGCAUAGAUGUUCCGUUGCUAAGGUAGUAGCAAUUUCAUAGCGUCAGACCCAAAGCAUAGACAUGAUGUUCAUCAGCGCUAGCCGUUCGCGGCACACAAACCUUUUGCCUGCGACUGCUUGCUUCGUAUGUCUUUUGUCAUGCCUGUCAUUAAACGCAGAGCUUCCUUUUGGUUCCCAGAAGUGCGUAUUCAUCUUGGCUACUGGUCGCUCGGGCUCGACGUCGCUAAUGGACGCACUAAACCAGAUUCCACACUAUCUUAUUCGCGGAGAGACUUGGAGGGCCCAUGGAAACUUGUUUGACGCGUACCAGCACUUAUGUGAAGCAAGGACUUCUCCGGGACAAGAGUUCUUUCAUUUUGCCAACAUACGGGAACGCUAUAUAGAUGUUAAGCUGGCAUACGGAAAGCUUGCGGAGACAACCAAGCUGCCCUUUUUUAACGAGUUCUCAGAAGACCGGAUACUUCUGGCGACACGUGCAUACUACACUGUACUGUACGGGCAUUACGGGAAAGACGUCGUCACCGGGUUCAAGGAAAUCCGUUACGUUUGUGGAGAACUUUACUUCAACCAAACACGGUGUGGUGAACAUUUCCAGAAGUUUGUCCGUUUCCUUCGAGGCAUGUGUCAUGAUGUAAAGUUUCUUUUCAACACAAGGUUAUCAGCCUCUCUAGAAUCCAACGUCAAACGGUUCCAGAUGUUUAAUAACGCUACCUUCGCCGCGGACUUCACCCACCUCCUCAACGAGACCCACACGCUGUACGACAAUUAUGCAAUGCAACACAGCGAUCACGCAUUCCGGGUUUACAUGGAAGACAUGUUUAACAUCAAGAGGAACGCAACUUUGGCGAGAAACCUGCUCCAGUUCCUUGGGGAGGACACGACAAUUCCCAUACGGUUUAAUCGCAUGCCCGGGUGGCAGCCAAGCUAUCCCACCCCGUAAUAAAGGGCUGUGUCGAAGCAGUGUGGAGGAUCUUACGCCGUUGUUUGCGAAAAGCUUAUUCACCAUAAUCGGAGAUGGCUCGCCUGCGGCUCAGCGGGGUGGGUGCGGGCUCGCUGAACCGCUUGUGCAAUCUGAUGGACCUGCGCCUGACGUCUAUUAUCGCCACGGGCCAGUCAUGAUCAAGCGCUAAGC
Astrephomene gubernaculifera is the source of this 1274-nucleotide messenger RNA. NCBI's taxonomy places the organism in Eukaryota, Viridiplantae, Chlorophyta, Chlorophyceae, Chlamydomonadales, Astrephomenaceae. The record is from the annotation of a GenBank genome assembly.